CGUAGCGCAAACAUAGUGCUGUGGUAGCCGGGAGCAUAAUUUCACAACAAUCAAGAACAGAGUGGCGCUUGUGAAGGCAGCUUGGAUUACGCUGAACGUGUAAACGACAGAUCCCUCACUGUUUGACAUAUACUCGUUGCAACAGGUUACUGCAAUGGAAAAGUUUGUGGUUCAGGGAAAGAAUAAACGCUCCUGCACCACUGAUGCAAGAAGUCCAUGGAAGAAGAUCAAACCGAGUGAUGAGAGGAUGGAGCAGCAGCAGGAGGAGGAAGACGCUUUAGCAGAGUUCUCUCAUCCUGUUCCCUGGCAAAAAAUAGAGGCAGAGGGACUAGACUGCGAUUAUGCUCUGCUGUUCUCCAAAGAGGAAGCUGACCACCUUUUUAAACAGCUGGAGGAGGAGGUGGUGUACUCAACAGGGGAAGAAGCAAAGGUCCAGGUGUUUGGAAAGGUGUACAAUAUCCCGAGAAAGCAGGCGACAUAUGGAGAUGCAGGUCUAGCCUACACUUAUUCUGGGGUGACACGGUUAGCCUCUCCAUGGACUCCAACAUUGGAAUAUAUUCGGGAUUCUGUCACAAAAGCAACCGGACAAACAUUUAACUUUGUUCUGGUCAACAGUGUUCUUCUCUCCUCCAGGUACAAAGACGGGCAGGAUCACAUGGGUGAGCAUCGGGAUGACGAGAAAGAGCUGGACCCCCUCUGUCCCAUCGCCUCUGUUUCUCUGGGAGCGGCACGAGACUUUAUCUUCCGGCACAGAGAUGCUCGGGGAAAACAGAGCCGGCGACAGAUUGAACUCGUGAAGCUGGAACUCGCUCAUGGGAGCCUGCUCCUCAUGAACCCACCAACCAACACUUUCUGGUACCACAGCCUCCCUGCUCGCAAGAAGAUUUUCCUACCUCGUAUCAACCUCACCUUUAGACGCAUCCUGCUAGACAGAAAGAAAUUACAUCAUGGAUUAUCAUCUGGGCCUAAGAAACAUCUGAUUAAAGGGGCUCCAAGUUAGGCUUAAUGUAGAUAAGCCCCCUUGCUGUCAUUGGGCACAUGGCCACAUAUCACCAAUCUAAAGUGUUUGUUACUGUAGCAGCUGAGUCUGAGGGACUAAAUGACAGCACAAGGUGAAAUAACUGAGGACUGUCAAGUGGGACUCUGGAGAUUAAGCACAUUUCACAGUGAAUUAGUGGUUUUAAAAUGACCCAAAUCUCUGACUGACUCAAGGUCAAACUACCACUAAAGCUCCUUUCAUCAGGUUCAGUUUUAUGUAGCAGCUGGCAAUGUUAAUGUUAAUAAAAACAAUUCUUCACAGUUCAAUCUCCUUGGGAAAAGUAUGGGUUGUCAUUGAGCGCAGACCAUAUUGGUUACAUUUAGCUUCUUGUGUUGCAUUAGAAUACACUUUGCACUGAAUUUCUACAAGUUCAUAAUUUUGGCAAAAUAAACCUAUCUCAAUGUCA
Molecule: messenger RNA, 1445 nt
Organism: Micropterus salmoides (largemouth bass)
Lineage: Eukaryota; Metazoa; Chordata; Actinopteri; Centrarchiformes; Centrarchidae
Gene: alkbh2
Product: alkB homolog 2, alpha-ketoglutarate dependent dioxygenase
Exons: 4
Coding region: 155-1000 (281 amino acids)
Biological process (GO): DNA repair
Source: RefSeq, a predicted model, not a curated record